AUGACCUCUUCCUCACAGCUUGAGGUGUUGAAGGGUACCACCAGAGCCCUGCAACUGGCUGACUGGGGCCAGGCGGGUGUGGAUGGUGCAGUUAGAGCAGGGUGGGAUCUCAGGAAACGUUGCUGUGUGAUGCCUCCUGUUUCCUCGGGUCCUUCUCCUGUCAUCCACCGAGAUGAAUGGAUGGACGAAGGGCCCAACAAGGUCCUAAUAGUGGCCACUGAUGUGAGACCCUGUCCCUCUGUCUUCAGGUAUCGUGUAAACUUCAGGCCCAGAUUCGUCACUAGGUACAAGACAGUGACCCAGUUGGAAUGGAGAUGCUGUCCUGGCUUUAGAGGAGUAGACUGCCAAGAAGGUCCCAGAGACCCCCUGAAGAUCCCCCGGCCCCCACCUGCUCGACCAAGAAAUAACUUGAAGAAAGCCACAGAUAUUGAUCCAAGCCGAGUCUCACAGCCUAAGGAAACUUUGUCACCGACAGAUGCAGCAGAACCAGGUCAGGUAGCGGAUCCAAAGCAAGGUAUUCCAGAACUUCAGCAAACGAAAGUUCAGGUGCUGGAGGAGAAGGUGGUCCGACUCACCAGGAUGGUCCUGGAUCUUCAGUCCUCCAUGGCAGGACUGAGGGAGAACCUCAAACACACCAUUCAAGACGAUGGCAACAAAGGGCCAGCCCCGUGGCUUGGUCACCUGCACCCGCAGCAGCCAACCCCUGACAGCACCUCUGUGGGAGACACAGAGCCAAGUCAGCUUCCUGGCCUCCUCAAUAACAAGGAAUCUGGCAUGAAGGACAUCAAGUCUGAAUUGGCUGAAGUCAAAGACACACUGAAGACCAAGAGUGAUAAGCUGGAAGAGCUUGACGGGAAGGUAAAGGGCUAUGAAGGGCAGCUCAGGCAGUUACAGGAGGCUGCCCAGGGUCCCACAGUCACCAUGACAACCAAUGAGCUGUACCAAGCCUAUGUGGACAGCAAGAUAGAUACCCUAAGAGAGGAGCUCAUGGAAGGCAUGGACCGGAAGCUGGCCGACCUGAAGAACACAUGCGAGUACAAGCUGGUAGGCCUGCAGCAGUGUGAUGACUAUGGGAGCAGCUACCAGGGGGUGAUAGACCUGAUCGGGGAGAAGGAGGCCAGCCUGAGAAAAGACAUCGCCGACCUUCGAGCCCGGUUGCAGGAUCCCUCAGCCCAACCAAGUUGCUGUGACAGCCAAAAGAAUGGUGACUUUGGCCAGCAGAUCAAGACAUUAGACCAGAAAAUCGAGAGAGUUGCCGAGGCCACCAGGAUGCUGAAUGGACGGCUGGACAAUGAGUUUGACCGCCUCUCCAUUCCAGAGCCAGAUAUGGACUUCGAUGCAAGGUGGAACGAGUUGGAUGCAAGGAUCAAUGUUACCGAGAAGAAUGCAGAAGAGCAUUGCUUCUACAUCGAGGAGACCCUCCGGGGGGCCAUCAACGGUGAGGUGGAGGGCUUGAGGCAGCUUCUCAGUCAGAAAAUUCAUUCCCUGGAAGACCGUCUGGGGACUGUCCUGCAAGUGGCCAAUAGCUCUGACGUGGAGCUGACACCGGUGGGCCCUGCCUUGCCCGGGCAGCCAGAGGCAGGGAAUGCACAGGUCCUAAUGGAGUUGAACCGCCUGAAGGACAAAGUUCAAGUGGUUGAGGACAUCUGCCUGCAGAGCCUACCUCAUGGGAUAGAUGGUACUUUACCGAGUGGAGAGGACCUCACACAUGUCAGCCCGAGCCUUUUGGAAUCCCUCAACAACACGAUGCACAGGCAGUUCCAAGAAACGGGUCGCAGCAUCCAGAAACUUCGGGAGGACUUCCACUCUCUUCUGAAUCACUCAGAGUGCAAGGGGAAUUGUUUGCCCAGCAGAAUGAGUGACAGCGGAACAGGCGACAGUGCCGAGGCAAGCGGGUUUACUAAGUCAGGGAAGCAAGAGAGGACAGUGGGGACUGUCCCAUCUGCUGGGGCCCCUGUGGCUCCGUGCUGCGGCCAGCUGGAGGAGCGCUGGCAGAGGCUGCAGAGCCAAGUGCUGGCUGAGCUGGACACAUGUAAGGAGAGUGCUCAAGGGGUUCAAAGUGGAGUGUCUGCGGUUGAGGGCAGGGUGUCUCAACUGGAGCAGACAUGUGGCAGGCUGGAUGCCAUCUCCGGGGGUCUUCAGAGGAUCAAGGAAGGCCUCAGCAAACAUGUGGGCAGCCUGUGGAACUGUGUCCGGCAGAUGAACGGGACGCUCAGGUCACACUCCAGAGACAUCUCUGGCCUCAAGAACUCUGUGCAGCAGUUCUACAGCCAUGUUUUCCAGAUCUCUACAGACUUGCAAGACCUGGUUAAGUUUCAGCCAUCAACAACAGAAGAACCCUCUGAACCACUCCCGCCACCAUCUGAGAAGACCCCACUAGAACCCACCAGCCCUUCAGAGGAGGCCCCCACUGAGCCACCCCACCUGACCCCACCGCCAGAGGACCCUGCCAGACCGCCACAGACAGGCCAGCGGCCAAUAUUGCCCCAGAGGCCCCUGCAGCCGCCACCUUUGCCUGCUUGGCCUGGCAGCUCAGGGUUGCCCCUCCUGCCUGGCUCUAGUGGGGUCAUCAUGGAGACUGGAGAAGCUGGGCCUCCAGGCAGGAUGGGGAUGGGCAUGUCCGGAAGGGGCCUGCCCCAGGGAGUGGACGGACAGAUGGGGCAGGGGCCCAUCCCUAGCUCGGAAGGCUAUGCGGGUGCGCCAGGCUACCCUAAGUCACCUCCUGUAGCCACCCCAGGGGUGCCACUGCCUGCCCUGGUGUCCUUUUCAGCCGGCCUUACCCAGAAGCCUUUUCCUAACGAUGGAGGCGUCGUCCUCUUUAAUAAGGUGCUGGUAAACGAUGGGGAUGUCUACAACCCCAACACUGGGGUCUUCACAGCACCUUACGAUGGGCGAUACUUGAUCACAGCCACCCUCACCCCCGAGAGAGACGCCUACGUGGAAGCUGUCCUGUCUGUUGCCAAUGCCAGUGUUGCCCAGCUGCACACAGCUGGGUACAGGAGAGAGUUCCUGGAAUACCAUCGUCCUCCUGGGGCUGUACACACCUGUGGGGGCCCAGGCGCCUUUCACCUCAUUGUGCACUUGAAGGCAGGAGAUGGAGUCAAUGUUGUGGUGACUGGGGGCAGGCUGGCUCACACGGACUUUGACGAGAUGUACUCCACCUUCAGUGGCGUUUUCCUGUACCCUUUCCUUUCCCACCUUUAG
Cricetulus griseus (Chinese hamster) is the source of this 3204-nucleotide messenger RNA. The record is from RefSeq and is a predicted model, not a curated record. NCBI's taxonomy places the organism in Eukaryota, Metazoa, Chordata, Mammalia, Rodentia, Cricetidae.